AUGCGAUCAGAGCUCCCAGAAAACGUUGGUGAGGUAGCUUCAAGUAUAAAGAUAAACGACAUAGAUGCAAUAGAUAUCACUCCGAGUGAGGCAAUUCAACGAACUUCUGAAGAAAUAGAAGAAAAACAACGCAUUCUUGAACAAGUGGAAUAUUAUUUUGGUGAUAAGAAUUUCCCAAAUGAUAAAUUCCUAAAGGAACUGUGUAGCAAAGACUCACAAGGAUGGGUCUCACUUGCCAUAGUGCGUCAAUUUAAAAAAAUGCAGAUUUACAAAGAUGAUGCAUUAAUUGUUGAAGCUCUACGAGAAUCUCCAGAAAUAUUAGAAGUUGACGACUCUGGUACUAAAAUUCGGAGAAAAACUUCUAUUAGGACGCCAAUUCCAGAACAUAUAAAAUCUGGGCCGAUGUGGAGGUCGAUUUAUGCUAAAGGGUUUGACACGGUCAAUCAGCCUCCUAAGAAAUCCGUUGAAGACUUUUUUAAUGACUAUGGUAAAGUUAUUAAAGUGACGCCUCGCAAGGAUAAUAAUGAAAAAUUUAAGGGGUCAUACUUUAUACAAUUUGGGACACACGAAGAAGCCAAAAGGAUAUCGGAGAUGGAACUGUUUUUUAAUGACAUGAAAUUAACAAUAAUGAUGAAGUUUGAUUAUUGUGAAAUGAAGUGCGUUGAAAAAGGAUUGGAUCCUGAUACUAUGCGCAAGCAAGUACCGUAUGUUUCGAAAUCAAAUUCAAAGUCAUACCCUAAAUUAGACUCGGUUAAGUAUGAAAAGGACUGCUUAUUACGCUUUGAGGGAGCUGGACCUAAUGUUCAUUGGGAAGACAUUAAGGCCAAAAUGGAAUCGGACUAUGGUAAGGUUGUGUUUGUAAAAUUAGAUCAUCAGCUCAGAAACGGAAUAAUCCACUUCGAGGACCCAAUCGCUUUAAAAGUUGCGUCCUCGAUUCAAAAUGACGAUCUAGAAUUUGAUGGUUUCAAACCUAUCUUUACAGUGCUUGAAGGUGAAGAUGAGAAAAAAUAUUAUUUGAAUAGACGAAAAUUUAUCGAAGAAACAAAAAAGAAGUCUAGUUAUAAUCGUACAAAAAUGAAUAACGUGCAAAGGACUGGGGAUAAAGAUGAUACUGGAAACAUCGGAUGUAAACGUAAGCUAGACGACGAUACUGAAGCUGAAAAGUCGUCAGCGAAUAAAUCUGUCAAGCUGAAAUUGGAAGAAAAUGAUACUGGAAACAUCGGAUGUAAACGUAAGCUAGACGACGAUAAUGAAGCUGAAAAGUCGUCAGCGACUAAAUCAGUCAAGCUGAAACUGGAAGAAACAGUUUCAUAA
Cetraspora pellucida is the source of this 1314-nucleotide messenger RNA. The record is from the annotation of a GenBank genome assembly. NCBI's taxonomy places the organism in Eukaryota, Fungi, Glomeromycota, Glomeromycetes, Diversisporales, Gigasporaceae.